AUCCAUGACGUGGCAUGAAAUUCGAAUCCCCGCCCAAAGCCCGGACUUCAUUUCACCCGCAAUUGAAUUUCAAUUUCCCCCACUCAUUAUCUCCCUCUUUCGGCGCGUCAACUCUUCCUUCGCAUUCCUCUUCGUAUCUCUCCGAAACCCUAACCCUAUCCCUCGCGAUCGAAGGAGCUGUGUUCGUCGUUGUUCCGGCUGCUUAAUUGCAGGAUUAGCCAUGAAGGGAGGUAAAUCGAACUCCAAGAAAGGGGACAACAAGCUCGCCGUGAAGAGGAAAGGUGCCGCCACUACUAAAGCGGCGAAGAAGGCCGCGAAGGACCCUAACAAGCCCAAGAGGCCUCCCAGUGCCUUUUUCGUUUUCAUGGAAGAAUUUAGGAAGCAUUACAAAGAGAAACACCCGAGUAAUAAAUCAGUUGCGGUUGUGGGCAAAGCUGGCGGUGAUAAAUGGAAGUCCUUGACUGACGAUGAAAAGGCUCCCUAUAUAUCAAAGGCUGAGAAGCGUAAAGCUGAUUACGAGAAAACCAUGAAGGCCUACAACAAGAAACAGGCUGAAGCACCGAAGGCUGUGGAGGAAGAUGAGGAUUCUGACAAGUCUAGGUCAGAGGUUAAUGAUGAUGAAGAUGAUGAGGAUGAGGAGGGAAGUGGAGAGGUUUGUAACAAUCCUACGAUUUUUAAUUAGUUGGAUACAAUUUUAACCCACGUUUUGUUUUAUUGAGAAUGGAUUAUUUGCUUCUGUUGCAGGAGGAUGAUGAUGAGUAAUCUUUGGGCAACAAAGAUAGAUAUCAUCAUGUAGGUUUUUUUCUUUAUAUUUUUGGGGAAAAUUUUCCCUCUUUUGCUGGUUGGUGGUAUUAUGUUAAUCCUUAUUGGCAACAUGUUACAGUGGCUGGAAAUUUUAUGCUAAUUCUAUUUUUCGGCA
Malania oleifera is the source of this 919-nucleotide messenger RNA. Its product is annotated as HMG1/2-like protein. NCBI's taxonomy places the organism in Eukaryota, Viridiplantae, Streptophyta, Magnoliopsida, Santalales, Ximeniaceae. The record is from RefSeq and is a predicted model, not a curated record. The coding region runs from base 5 to 682 and encodes 225 amino acids. The transcript is spliced from 7 exons.